Molecule: messenger RNA, 372 nt
Organism: Dentiscutata heterogama
Lineage: Eukaryota; Fungi; Glomeromycota; Glomeromycetes; Diversisporales; Gigasporaceae
Source: the annotation of a GenBank genome assembly
AUUAAAGUUACUUCCGUUUGUGAAAAGCUCAAAUGGAAAUUUUGGUGGGGAGAUAAUUAUGUUAUUGAGAUUACAAAAUAUGAACAUUGGAAUUGUGAUAGUAAUAAAUUUAAAUCCAUAUCUCCUGGGGUUGAAAUUGGUUUGGGCCGCGAACCUUCGGAAAGUACAUUCUUUGGUGUCACGUUUUACAAAGAUACUUGGGAAAGGGAUUUCGCAGAAAAUUGUGAUUUAUCAGCAGGGCGUGUGCCAGAAUGGCAUCCAAUUGACUUUGUUGAAGAAGAAAGAUCUGGAGGUGUUGAUCACUUAUUGAAUGAGAUUCGAAAUUUCUUAGACGUCUUGCAAAACAACGUUUCUAAGGCGCAACGAAAUUAA